Molecule: messenger RNA, 2044 nt
Organism: Pelagomonas calceolata
Lineage: Eukaryota; Pelagophyceae; Pelagomonadales; Pelagomonadaceae
Source: the annotation of a GenBank genome assembly
GCAAGUCUCGUUUUUCGCAACCGCUCGUUAGCGGGCGAGGGGGGGCUAUAACAACACACACUAGCAAGCACACUCGCAGCCCGAGUACUGAUCUCGGGCAGCGCAGCGAGCUCGGGCAGCCCUCAGCCGGGCAGCGGCCAGGAGCUCAUCGCUCUUGGAAGCGGAGGACGAAGACGUCCGCGAGCGUCGAUGCGUCGAUACAGCAACAACCGAUGAGGCGCGUCGCACUCGCAGCACUCGUCCUACGGACCGCCUCCGCCUGGGACCCGCGCGCCGCCAACCGGGCGCUCGCGCUGCUCGAGAAGGACGGGCUGCGCUGCGCCGGCUAUUGUAAGGUAGGCCCCACCUGCACGCACAACCUGCACACGAACCGCACGUACCUGCCGCCCGCGUUCGUAGAAGGCGAGUCCGUGGCGCGCGGUCGCGCGCUGGGCGGGGCCCUGGACGAUUGGUGGUGCGGGCUCCCGGCGCACGAGGCCUUCCCGACGAGCUUCACGGUGGCCCCGGCGUCUCCCGUUUCCGCCGGUGCCUUCGGGGAGCCGCGGCGACGGUGUCGGGGCGGUCCCAGAGGAAGUGCCGCGGUCCACCGCGACGGCGCGCCUUCGGCUCGAUGGCGUGGAGGCGAACGCGCACCGUCACACACGCACGGCGGCCGCUCGAUGGCGUGGAGAAGAGGACCCAACGACGCACAGGUCGGCAAGACGCUCGGCGCGCUCGCGGCCGCGCAGGCCUUCGCGCUCGCCGACUCGCGGCGCUUCCGGCGCGCGGCGGUCGCGGCGCCGGCGCGCGUGGACUACGGGGCCGCGGCGGCCGCGUUCGCCCGGGCGCAGCGCGGGACCGGCAAGUUCGCGGCGAACUGUCCCGGGCCGGGGGAACCGGACGCGCGCGCGCUUUGGCGCGGCGCGCCGCCGGCCGCGUGCGCGGAGGCGGCAGCCGUGCCCCGGCCGCUCGCGGCGCGCCUCGACGCGCUGGCGGUCGGGCCCCGGGACGUCUUCCCCCACCACGGCCACCAGCUCCGCUCCGUGGGGAAAUCAACCGUGACAGUUCUCCACCCGCGUCGUCGCCGGCGAAGUCGCGCGGUGAGGGGCCCGCAUCGCCACGCAGUCGCGCGGACGUCGCGUCGAUGGCGCGGAGGUCGACGCGCCGAUUCGCCACGAAGGCGCCGGGAAAUGUUAUAUCCCCAUAGGCUGCUCUGGUGGCUCCUGUCGUCGUAUUGGGCGGUGACGCGCGGCUGGUCGCGCUGCGGCGCCGGGCUCAUCGACGCGCGCCUCGGCCGCGUCGUGGCGCGUGGGCCGCCGGCGGCCGCGCCGCCGGCCGGAGACGCGCCGCGCGGCGUCCGGAGCGUCGGCGUCCACGUCCGUCGCGGCGACGCGUGCGAGAGUUGGGCCGUUCGCGCGGGCGGCCAGCACAAGCGUCCCGCGGAGCGGCCCUGCUAUCCGUCCCGUUUAUACGUCGCGGCCGUCGAGACGCUCGUCGCCGAAUACCCGACGAUCUCGACGGUCGUCGUCGCCUCGGACGCGCAAGACGCCGUCCAGGACCUAGUGACGGCCCUGACGCCGCGCGGGCUGUGCGGACGCGGCGUCCCGUCGACGUCCCUUUCGACGCCAUCGGCGCGUCGCAGGCGGGUGGCGUUCCUCGAGGCGAACCGCACGAAGUACGCCGCGGCGCGCUUCAUCGAGGAGCGGCGCUUCCGUCCGGAGGCGGCGCUGGACGUGACCCUGGACAUCGCCGCGGACCUGCGCUUGCUGGCGCGGGAGGCCGACGCCUUCGUGGGCACGGCCGUGUCGUGGGUGUCGCGGCUCGCGCUGCUGGCGAGCCUCCGCGCCGCGAUCAUCGUGUCGAACGCGCCCGACUCACUGGUCGAUUUCCACGCAGGCGAUCGGCGGCGGCGCCGCGAGCGAGCGGGGCAAGCUGCCGGGCCUGCCGCCGUACGUGCUCCUGGACCGGCCCUACCGCGCGGUCACGUGGGAAACGGAGCGGGGCGGGUGGCACUGCCGGGCGCCGGGCGUCCCCCACUAGUAAAAAAACCGAUUUAGAGGAGCAA